CUGCUGCUCGAAGACCAGCAAGCGGCCGGAAUUAGCCAGAACUCAAGCGCUCGCUAACACUAUCCGCACCCCUCUUCCAGGAUUUCUUCGCCUGGGUAAUUAUGGCCCGUUGCGGCACAAUGGAGCAGCUCCCCAGUCAAUUUCCUAUCGAAUUCAGAAAUCGAUUGGAUGGCUGCGAUGCGGGGAUAUAUAUCGAAACCGAAAUCUGGCCUACGCCCCUCGUAUCCGUGAACUCUUUUUUUUUCUCCUCCUUUGGUGUUUGGUAUUGUGCCACCGAGGUCUACCAGUGGGUGGCGACGCAGGGAAACCAGGCGCAUGUACUUACAUAUUUGUCUGCAUACGUCUGCAUGGCACCGCGUUUUGCUGUUGCUUGUUCUUUCAAUCACGUAUGCUCGCCGACUUCAGCACACCCACCUGACGCUCAUCAACCCACUUCUUCUUUUUGCUCAGGCUAG
Periconia digitata is the source of this 455-nucleotide messenger RNA. The record is from the annotation of a GenBank genome assembly. Lineage: Eukaryota; Fungi; Ascomycota; Dothideomycetes; Pleosporales; Periconiaceae.